Symbiodinium sp. CCMP2456 is the source of this 848-nucleotide messenger RNA. NCBI's taxonomy places the organism in Eukaryota, Dinophyceae, Suessiales, Symbiodiniaceae. The record is from the annotation of a GenBank genome assembly.
AUGGCAGUAAGUGUGGGAGAGACCCCCUCUUGGCCAGAGACGACGCGUGAGAAUGCACCUGAACCUGGACACUCUUCCAAAGAGAAAGGUCCAGGUGGAGGUGCUGGUGCAGAGAUUCAGCAGGAAGAUUCCUCAAAGCCGGGAGCUGAAGAGCUGCUGCCAAUUCGGAUCCUGAGUCCGGCGGGCGAGGUCGUUCUUGAGGAAGAGCUGCCUGGAAGCAGAACUGUAAGGUCGGUACUGCAGAGCAUUUCUACGGGAGCCUACGGAAGCCUCACUCUGCUACAUGGCACGGAGGUGGUCCCGCACGCCCGGAAGCUCUCGGAGCUGAAAAUCACCGAAGAGGACAAUCUCUGCCUUGUCAGAAGGUCCGUUACCAGCUACACCCACUUGGCGGCGACGGAGCCCGACUUUCGUCUGGUGAAGUGCAUUCUUAUAGGAGGCCCAGAGACUGGCAAGACGGCCUGGAUGCAAGGAUUCUGCCGCGAAGGUUUUCCCCAGCAAUAUCGGCCGACGACAGGCGUCAAGUUCAAGGUCUUCCCGAUGCAGUCCGAGGAUGGUUCGAAGCUGAAAGUACAACUCUGGGACACUGCAGGGAACCUACCAGUCUCGAACGCAUUCUACCGGGGGGCCGAACGCCUUGCAAAUCAAAAGGGGUGGCCCUUCUUUGUCAUCUCGAACAAAUCUGAGCCUUUUGAUGCGCCCCUCUUUGCCUUGCUAGAUCUUGUUAUGAUGAACCAGGACGAGCAGGCCAGCUCCCACGCCCAAGCAGAGACCGUCAACUCCGGGAGGCACCCCUCGGGUGCUCAUCAACGGCACCCCGCGAGACAGAGACCGCACACCACACGAAG